Molecule: messenger RNA, 1746 nt
Organism: Penicillium riverlandense
Lineage: Eukaryota; Fungi; Ascomycota; Eurotiomycetes; Eurotiales; Aspergillaceae
Product: sulfatase family protein
Exons: 5
Coding region: 1-1746 (581 amino acids)
Biological process (GO): phenol-containing compound metabolic process
Molecular function (GO): glycosaminoglycan binding; N-acetylglucosamine-6-sulfatase activity; arylsulfatase activity
Source: RefSeq, a predicted model, not a curated record
AUGCACCUCACGAGUCUUUGCUUGUCUUUGGCUCCGGUGGUAGCCCUAUUCGGGGACUAUGCCUCGGCAGCCAGCAGCUCGCGUCCGAAUGUGUUGUUCAUCAUAACGGACGACCAAGACCUGCUCAUGAACUCCAUGGACUAUAUGCCGAACGUCAAAAGGCUCAUCGGGGAAAAUGGAGUGACCUUUCCCAAGCACUACUGCACAAGUGCAUUUUGCUGUCCGUCACGAAUGAGCUUGUUUACGGGGAAAUGUGUCCACAACACCAACAUUACCGACGUGGCUGUCCCAUGGGGUGGCUAUCCAAAGUUCAUUACGCAAGGCUUCAAUGAAGACUACCUGCCUCUCUGGCUACAGGAGGGAGGCGUGAACACAUACUAUGUGGGCAAAUUUUCCAAUGCCCACAGUGUCACCAACUACCUCGACCCUCCAUGUGCAGGAUGGACUGGCAGCAACUUUCUCCUAGAACCUGGUGUGUACGACUACCUCAACACCUCAUGGGCGAAGGAUAAUGGCCCUUGGAGCUUCUUCCUCGGAGAACACGCAAUCAACGUCACUACCAACCAUGCGCUGGAUAUGCUGGACACCGCUGUCAACGGCGGAGAGCCUUGGUUCCUCACCGUGGCGCCUGCAGUGCCUCACGUUGGGAUCAAUGCCAGUAACGGGGAGGUAUACUUCCCGAUCGCACAGCCCGAAUGGGCAGAUGCAUUCCCAGAUGCGAAGGUCCCACGUACACCGAACUGGAAUCCCACGCAGGCGAGCGGUGCGUCGUUUCUCCUGGAUCUUCCGUACCAGAACCAGACGAUUGUGGAUGAACUGGAUGAGCUCUACCGCGCGCGACUUCGGGUCGUUGCUGGACUGGAUGUUAUGGUCAGCCAGUUGGUCGAGGCAUUGGAUAACUAUGGCGUGCUUGAUAACACGCAUAUUAUCUACACCACCGACAACGGAUACCACAUCAGCCAGCACCGUCUGGGAUGCGGUAAGAAAGAAGGAUAUGAGACCGACAUUAACAUCCCCUUCUUAUGGCGCGGACCCGGUGUGCCCAGAAACGAGACUAGCAAGUCUGUAUCGACGCAUACCGACCUUGCCCCGACAUUCUUGAAGCUAUUCGGGCUUCCACAACGAACCAGGCUGGAUGGACAGAUCAUCCCGCUUACGAAUGAGAGAUCCGCUCGAGCCACCGAGCACGUCAACAUUGAGCUCUGGGGCGCCGCAGCCGUAUAUGAGACCAAGGUAUUCAGACAAAUUAAACUGCCCGCAAACGUGAGCAACAACACCUACAAGGGGCUCCGUAUCAUCGCCGACGACUACAGUCUGUACUACUCAGUCUGGUGCACAAACGAGCACGAGCUCUACGAUAUGGUGAAUGACUACUACCAGAUGGACAAUCUGCUCUCCGAUACAACAGACAUUAGCAACGUACCCUCAGGGACAUACCUUGACCGCCCACUGAGCGACGUUGUCGCGCGCCUCGAUGCCCUGAUGAUGGUGCUGAAGACAUGCGUCGGGAUAGAGUGCACAAAGCCCUGGCUCCAGCUUCACCCUCAGGGUAACGUCCAGAGUUUGCAAGAUGCGCUGGAUGACAAGUAUGAUGAUUUUUAUCGCGCCCAGCCUCAUGUGUCUUUCAGUGCGUGCAAGAUGGGUUAUCUUACCGAGUAUGAGGGCCCCACGGGUGUUAUGCAGUAUGGCGGGGAUUCUUCUUAUGGGUAUGGCCAGCAGCAAUCUCUGAAUCGGAUGAUGGUCUAA